This is a messenger RNA of Diaporthe amygdali, 1005 nucleotides long. RefSeq lists its product as uncharacterized. Bases 1 to 1005 code for a protein of 334 amino acids. The transcript has a single exon. The record is from RefSeq and is a predicted model, not a curated record. Gene Ontology annotation, biological process: fungal-type cell wall polysaccharide metabolic process. NCBI's taxonomy places the organism in Eukaryota, Fungi, Ascomycota, Sordariomycetes, Diaporthales, Diaporthaceae. Gene Ontology annotation, cellular component: fungal-type cell wall.
AUGAAACGAACAACAGCAACAUCAGCCCUCAGGGCCAGCACCCUAUUCCUGUCCUUUGCCGGCUCGCGGGCCUCGAAUUCUACAUCAAAACGAGGCCUCGCCUAUCUCGGCGAUUCGCACGAGGGCGAUGUCGAUCUGCUACUCUCUCCCAACUCGGCGAUCUCAUGGUACUAUACCUGGUCAGCCUAUCCCGCGUCGAACGUGAACGCGACCCUCAAUUUCGUGCCUCUUAUACACGGUGUCGACGAUGCAUCCUCGUCGGACGUUCAAAGCGCCAUCAACUCCCUACCGGCAACUUCAACGCACCUGCUUACAUUCAAUGAACCCGACGGCACGACCUCUAGUGGCGGAAGCUCUAUCUCGCCCUCAGACGCAGCAAAGGCAUACAUUGACAACAUCGUGCCACUGCGCACCUCAUCCUCAAGAAGCUGGAACAUCUCCCACCCCAGCGUGACAGGUUCAGAGAACGGCCUGAACUGGCUGCGGGACUUCACCUCGGCCUGCCGGGAUAUCGACCCGGACAAUGGCUGCCCGACCGACUUUGUAGCUCUGCAUUGGUAUGGCAAUUUCGAGGGCUUGGCGUCCUGGAUUGGGACAAUAAGAGAAUUCUACACGAACUCGUCGUCCAACGGCGCGGCUGACGCCGACAAUCUGAAGUUCUGGAUCACCGAGAUGGCCCUCCCUCAGCAAGACGAGGACGACACAGUGGCGAUGAUGAACCAGAGUUUGAGUUACUUGGAUAGCCUAGACUACAUGCAGCAUUACGCCUGGUUCGGAGCCUUCCGUCAAGACAACGAUGUGAACGGCUUCGUUGGCGACAAUGUUGCCUUAUUCAACAAACAUGGUGCAUUGACAGAUGCUGGUGCCCUCUACCUAGGUGGUGAAGAGGCCGGGUUCAAGGAGGGUAUGAAGGGUAUUGCAAGCGGCCUUGGAGGGAGUGGUUUGCUGCGGGCAUCACUGCUGGCAGUGUUCGCGGCUGCGAUGACCACUAUGGCGAACUUUUGA